AACGAAAAAUCUUACCGUAACGAAUGAAUUGAAAAUUGUGGUUGUAUGGUUUUUUUUAUUCCUCUAUCAUCCAGUUAAAUAUUUGAGGUGUGAGAUUUUUCAUUUUUGUGUCAUUCGUUUCGUCGAUUUAUAAGAAUUGACGCUCUUUGUUUGAAAGACGUACACAACAGUCCAAAUUCAUGGAGAAUUCAAGGAGACCCGUGUCCUGUGGUCUGGACUUUUGUUCCGCUCCAGAUCUCAACAAUUGUAUAAUAGAAGCAAAAUCCAUGAAGUUCGAUUUCAUAUGCGUCCCCUUGGUGCAUCCUCUUUUUAAACAAGAAUUUCUAUCCGGAGAUGCAAAGAACCGACCUGGUCCAUUUACAAGACCAGACAUGAUUCUCAAUAGUGGCGAUUGGAACAACUUGGUAGUCGGGAAAUUAUCUCCUUUCAUAGAUGUGGAUUCUCCAUGUCUGAACGAAAAAAAAAACAGCGAACAUACUUUGAAUCAGGAAUUAGCUCUUGCUUCUCAUCUUGGAAUUCCAGCUGUAACAUUCAAGCUCACUGGAAACAUAAGUGAAAAUGCUAAUCUAGCAAGGAUUAUUAAUGACAAAUUGAGCAACAGUUUAUUUCAAGUUUGGGUUCAGGUUCCCAUGGAGAAUCCAGCGAAACGAGCUUUAUCUUACAGAGGAGUAGAAAACGCGGAAGUCGAGAGUACUUGGGAGUGGUGGAAUUCGUUUAGAUCACUGUGCGACUUUGAUAAAAAAUUGGGAUUGACCCUGAUAGUGAGCGAGGAUCUUCCUGAAAUGGAGGAAAUCGACCGAUGGCUGAGCGAACCUGUGCAGUGUUUAGUUCUGCCCACUACACUAUUUAUUACAAACAAAAAAGGAUAUCCAGUGUUGAGCAAGGCGCAUCAACAUUUAGUGCGAAAGUUUUCUGCUUUUGAAAUACAGUUCAUUCUCACUGGAGCCAAUCGAUACAAAAACAUGGGACAUUAUCAUCACUAUCUCAAUCACUUGUGGCAGAGUUGCAAUGCCAAUGGACCGAUCGAAACGUUCGCCAAAGGAUACGAAGACUAUCUGCAGUUUCCCUUGCAACCUUUGAUGGACAAUCUCCAAUCUCAAACAUACGAAAUUUUCGAGAAGGAUCCUUACAAAUACACGGAGUAUCAGAAUGCAAUCCGGAAAGCAUUAUCUCAUAUUGGAAGGAGAGAAGAUUCCCAGAGUCGAACGUUAAUUGUGAUGGUCGUUGGAGCAGGACGCGGACCUCUCGUUCAAGCUUCUUUGAAUGCUGCAACAUUGGCAAAAAAAUUAAUCAAAGUUUACGCUGUAGAGAAAAAUCCCAACGCCGUAAUCACUUUGCAGGCUCUGAAAGACGAAAUGUGGGGGAACGACGUGACGGUAGUUUCCAGUGAUAUGAGAGAAUGGCAAGCUCCAGAAAAAGCAGACAUUCUGGUGUCCGAGCUUCUAGGAUCUUUUGGUGACAACGAGUUAUCCCCGGAAUGUUUGGAUGGCGUUCAACGUUUCCUCAAAGACGACGGAGUGAGCAUACCGAGCUCGUACUCGUCCUAUAUUUGCCCCAUACAAUCGUCCAAGUUGUACAACGAAGUGAGGCAAUUCAGGGACAAAGACAAGAGCGCCAUUGCUCAUUUCGAGACGCCUUACAUCGUCCAUCUCCAAAACAAAUACGUUAUUGCGAAUCCACAAAAAUUAUUUUCUUUCGAUCAUCCGAAUAAAGACGAGAUAAUCGACAACAGUAGAUACGAAAUGAGGAAAUUCAGUGUGAAACAAAAUUGCGUGUUGACCGGAUUCGCGGGAUACUUUGAUGCUGUACUAUUCGAUAAUAUUCAACUGAGUAUUGUCCCGAAUACUCACAGCCCCGGAAUGUUCAGCUGGUUCCCGAUAUUGUUUCCGAUUCAGAGACCGAUGCAUCUGAAAGCUGGCGACGAAUUGGUUUUGCACUUUUGGAGGCGAUGCAACCCAAAGAAAGUUUGGUACGAGUGGUGCGUCAGUCAACCUGUGCCAGGAGUCAUUCACAAUCUCAACGGAAGAUCAUACACGAUUGGUCUUUGAUUUUAUUAUUAUUACUUCUUUUUCUCAAUUACAGUUGUGAACUUGUCUCCAGUAUUAACAAAGGCGUUGCCGGCUACAGCUUAAGAACAUGCGAAUUGAAAAAGAUAUUUUUUUGCUGAUUUUCUGAGAAAUCAAACCAUUUAUUUUUCAUUCAUAGACGAUUAUUUUCUGGGCCAAUCAUGGCUAAGAAAGGGAUGUUUCUCCCACAAAUUUCUAUUUUGACAGAGGGCCGUUAUCCCAAACAAAGUACUGAAACCUUGACGAGCUUCAAUGGAAUGCAGGAUCAAUUUAUAAUUAUCGAGACCUACGAUUUAAUUUUGAUAACAUAAAAUCAUUCCUUUUUUGAUGUUACAUCAAGCUCGUAAAUAGUCAGAUUUUCUUAAUUAUCAAUUAAGUGAAAAUAACUCAAUUGUUAUUGAUCCAAUGUUGACAAAAAUUGGAACUCGUGUUUAAACGUAAUGUUUAUAGACGUAAUUGCAUAUAUGAAUAAUGAUUAAAUGACAUAUAGAAUAAUAAAGAAACUAGUUUUGUGAUACUUUCAGGGGGUUCAUAAAUAAUAAAAUAAUUUGAUUAGCA
Molecule: messenger RNA, 2624 nt
Organism: Venturia canescens
Lineage: Eukaryota; Metazoa; Arthropoda; Insecta; Hymenoptera; Ichneumonidae
Gene: csul
Product: protein arginine N-methyltransferase 5
Exons: 11
Coding region: 180-2048 (622 amino acids)
Biological process (GO): peptidyl-arginine N-methylation; regulation of DNA-templated transcription
Cellular component (GO): nucleus; cytosol
Source: RefSeq, a predicted model, not a curated record